This is a messenger RNA of Amoebophrya sp. A25, 3561 nucleotides long. The record is from the annotation of a GenBank genome assembly. Lineage: Eukaryota; Dinophyceae; Syndiniales; Amoebophryaceae.
CUGCUUUUCUUGGGCAAGGCAGUCACUAAACCGAAAAUGUACCUCUUACUCCAGUGAUAAAAUGUAAGGUUUUGGCGUUGCAUCACCAUAAACACCAGCAGACUUUACUGCCACAAGGACCAAAAAAGAAAUGUCAGAAGCACCGACGACCGACGCACUGGCUGAUGCGCAUGCUGAAGCAGCGCCACCUGACGCAUCCGGAUCUGCUGAUGGUCCGAAACCGAAGGAAUACACAGCUGACGAGCUAGACUACGGCUUUAUGCGAGUAUGUUUUCGAUGAAGACAAGUCUUCCCUGUUGCUUCUCAUGCGAUCUUCACUAGAGGAUAAUUCGGCCAUCACCUGUCCUUCUCUCAGCAGAAUGAACAGAUUGUAUCCACAUCAAGUGAAGAAGUGAGAAGAGACUCCUGCAUCUUCUAACAGCUGGAAUACGUGAAGAUGGAGACUCGUGCUAUCGCAGAAAAGCAAGAUGCCAGCAAAAUGGCCUUUAAGCGGGAGAACAAAGGCAACACAGAUGACGUGGAGCGUGAACUUUUUGAUGGGACUGCGAAUUAAGGAGGAACGGCUUUGAAAUCAUUAUAAUAUGAUUUGUAGAUGUUUCAGGGGGAAAAAGACUUGAAAUCAUGAGUGUCUAGAUGUUUCAGGAAGAGUAGGUACACGACAGCAAGACUAUGGUAUGCAGAGUAAAUCAACACUGUAUCAAUGCACGUCUGAGGUCACGAGUGGUGAUCAUCUUCUCUAAUCUCCAGAAGUUCAAGGUGGAGUGCGACCUGAGUCUUUCAAAACCGGAAGAUGGUACAAAUUCCUCAAUUUUGACCAGUCCUGCUUCGUCUACGUGCACAACCUGACGCGAGAUAUCACAGCAGUGCGACCUGAAAACUUCACUUAAGAUAAUUGUCAUUGUGUAGUUGUUGUAAUAAAGCUGAGAGGACUUCUUGAUGUUGCCAGCGCUAAUUCCUAGAACCAACAGCGGAAGAGCUGGAGAGGGAGCGCAAAAAGGGACUGCCCUUGCAAUUGCUUUUACGGGUCUGUCGAUACUAACAAGGAAAUUAUACGAAAGGAAUUUUAGUAAAUUUUUCUAGAUCUUGUGUGUCGUCAACCUCAAAGAUCGAAAUCAAUACACAUCGAUAACGAUAUGCUUCUUUCUUGACAGGAUAGAUUCUUUCUAACUACUCGUGCUUGAUGUUGUACAUGCGACUCAUGUAUUCUAGCAGAGUUCACCUCACAGGAGCGAGCUCUAAUCCUAGAGCCAGAGCUUGCAAAGUGCUACAGCCGAAAGAAAAUUCCAGUCGUUUACUGCAAUGAGCAGACGCAGGAAAAUUAAGGCUCUAUGCAUUGAACAUGAGCUCUAAUAUGUCGCUUCGCUUACUAUGUCUGUAUUAAAAAAUGAUAAUGACUUCAUCUAGAUCUAGAAUUUUUUUCUUUUUUGCUACUGCUAACUAGAGUUUGUUUUUCUAGUACUUCUCUGCUCGUUCCUGUAAGAUGAAUCCGCAGCAAGCGUCUUACUUCCUGAUGCUGCCUAAUAAAGAAGUACUACUUCUUGAUAAAAAAAGAACUACGCCACUCCUAGAUAGAAGAAGAACUACGUACUUCUAGAUAAAAAAAGAACUACGUACUUCUAGAUAGAAGAAGCACUACGUACUUCUAGAUAAAAAAAGAACUACGUACAACUAGGCACUUCUACAAAAACGAAGUAUUCAUCUUCUAACACGAAAUCCGUACCUUUAUGAGCUACGGCCGCGGACACGUUGUAGAAACCGGUUUGCUAACGCGGAUAAGCGAAUUUGCAUUGGAAAAAGCACGCCAAGAAAUCGUCAAUGCGAUGCGAUAUGGAAAGUUUAUGACAUUUGGCGAUGUGAAGUGCGCGACAGUUCUUUGACGUCCUUCUAGAAGGUUACCAUGUAACGUAUUUCGACGUCGAGGAUGUGAAAUGAUUGAUGAUUCGGACUACUUUGAUUCUGCUGGCAACGGGCUUUUUUUCUUGGGUCCAUCUAAUCUUAUCAAGAUGUAGUAAAUCUCAGUCUGUAAGUGCUGAAGUAGAUCUUGAGCAUUCUAUAAUUGAGAAAUGUAAGAAGUGAGUAGUACCUGAUGAGCAUCCUACUUUCUUGCGUCUUCGUCCUUGGUUUUACUUCAUAUCAGAUUUGGUAAUCGAGAUACCAGGCAAAGUGUGUGACUUCCAGGAGAAAGUUUGCGUCAGAAAAUGGGAGGCCUUCUUUCCGGUCGAACUCUUUACUUUCCGCGGCUGUGAUGAUAACUUAUGAUGACACCGCGAUGACAAGUAAUUCUUCUAUGGUAUAGUAUACGCCGUGCUUGGGUACACUACGACUAUGACUUGACAGAAAUCCACCUUAUUUCUGGUUCCAAUUUUUCGCUUCUGAAAACCGACCCUUUCAACAUGAUUGACUUGUGUCCUGUGAACAAGUCGACUUCGGGCCAUUCUUGUGAGCACCACUCCGAGCAAGGCCAUGUCAUGUCUAGCGGCACUAAUUUCACUUGCUUGUUAACACUAGGCCAUGAGUAGCAGCAUAUUUCAAGUUGUGACUGGAUUACUUAGUUUAGAUACAGUAGGCACACGACCGAGGUUCAUCGUUCAUCCUUACUGAGUAGCUCUAAGCAACAAUUCCGUCAAGAAGAAAAUCUAUCGGCCAGACGACAUCGAGGCGAACCAGUGCGUAGUGAGGAAAGGGUUCCAGGUAUCGUCGCUAUUGUAUUCACGACAUCCACCUUCUACCACCUCCUGCUGGAUGACAGCGCUUUUGCAGGUCUAUUGCUCGAUCAUAAAACUCAGAUCUAUUUUUUUCUCAAACUCAAUUUCAAUCUCAUUCCUCAAGUCAUCCUUCCUUUUAGCCUUCAUGAUAUGAUUUUUUUUCCCUUCAGGUAAUCCUCACCUUGGCUUACGACUCGCAGAAUUUUGCGAUGUCAAGCAUGAGGAUGGACGAGUUGAGGAAUAAGGUUCCAAAUUUUGACUUGAUGGAGGUAGUGCGUUGCAGAGGAUAACAAACGCUGAGGAUGGAUGUGCGUUGCAGAGGAUAACCAACGUAGGGAAUUGUACAUUGUCGAGGAAGAUAGCAGACGUUGUUGUGGGAUGCAUAGGUCGCUGCUUUUCCUAGACGUAGUGGAAGGCGAUAGGACAACUGAGGACGUUCAUAAGGUUAAAGGGAGAACAAGUAGACGUCGAGGUUUUGCAUUCAUUUUAGAUCCACAACAUCGAUCAUCUCAUUAUUCUAGAUUCACAACAAUAGCCGUCCUUGUCGCAGCACUUCAAACUACUCACUCAUCUUAUCAGCAAUUGCGUUGGAGAGCGAUGCGCACACUCAUUUUCAUUGCAAAGGCAUGAUGCGCAUUCACCUCUAGUAGAGACUAUUCCACGUGCUCACUUGCUUUAAUAAUUCACCAGGACACAACACGCGAGUCAAAGAUCUUGGAAGACGAGGACUUACUCUUGAAUUACAAUUAGAAGCUCAAACUCAGACAUUCCAAAACGGAUAUCAAUGCCGCUUGAAGAGCAGCAGAAUGAACGCAGAACGCUUGCGCGUGGAGUGAUGAACAAUAGUAAUAGUUAU